Molecule: messenger RNA, 5160 nt
Organism: Pantherophis guttatus
Lineage: Eukaryota; Metazoa; Chordata; Lepidosauria; Squamata; Colubridae
Gene: STXBP6
Product: syntaxin binding protein 6
Biological process (GO): Golgi to plasma membrane transport; exocytosis
Cellular component (GO): plasma membrane; exocyst
Molecular function (GO): phosphatidylinositol-4,5-bisphosphate binding
Source: RefSeq, a predicted model, not a curated record
UCCCACCGCUGGCUCACAGCUGGGUAGCCCCGCUCGGCUGGCGGGGAAAGAGCUGUGAGAGCCGCUCCGGUUAAAGUGCCUUAAAGGAGCGUGGAAGAGGAGGAGGAGGAGGAGGAGGAGGAAGAAGAAGAAGGCGGCAAAGAGUUUUUUCCCCCGCUUGGGCUCAUGGGUCUGAUUGAUUAAUUACUGUUUUGCUGGCCGAACCCUUUGCGUGCAGGUCGUCGUUUUGCUUGGAGCCAUAGAAGGCAAGAGUCCGGAGCGGGGCGGCGGGAAGGAACAUCUUCCAUCUGUGUCUGAUUUAUAAUGAGUGCCAAAUCUGCUAUCAAUAAAGAGAUUUUUGCACCACAUGAUGAAAGGAUGCUGGGUGCAGUCCAAGUAAAAAGGAGAACGAAGAAAAAGAUUCCUUUCCUGGCAACUGGGGGUCAGGGUGAAUACUUAACCUACAUUUGCUUGUCAGUGACAAACAAGAAACCUGCACAAGCAUAUAUUACAAAAAUUAAACAAUUUGAAGGUUCUACAUCGUUUGUACGAAGGUCACAAUGGAUGCUUGAACAGCUUCGCCAGGUUAAUGGUUUAGAUCCUCAUCGGGAUUCCCCAGAAUUUGAUUUAUUGUUUGAAAAUGCUUUUGACCAAUGGGUGGCGAGUACAGCCUCUGAGAAAUGUACAUUCUUUCAAAUUCUCCAUCAUACUUGUCAACGGUAUCUUACAGACAAAAAGCCAGAAUUUAUUAAUUGCCAGUCUAAAGCUAUUGGAGGAAACAGCAUAUUACAUUCGGCAGCAGACAGCGUUACAAGUGCAGUACAGAAAGCAAGCCAGGCUUUGAAUGAGCGCGGUGAAAGAUUAAGUCGAACUGAAGAAAAGACAGAGGAUAUGAAAAACAGUGCUCAGCAGUUUGCAGAAACUGCACACAAGCUUGCCAUGAAACACAAGUGUUGAAAACGACUGUGUGGAGAUCUUUCUGAACGGAACUGCAAAAAUAGGAUUGCCCAUUUUUAGUGAAAAUGCAAGUCUGUCUCUUUUUUCCAACAAUUUGGUAAUCAGUUCCAAUUAUCAUGUAGGAAAUUAGUAUUCCUACUUUUUCUAUUGCUAGGCCAUUCAGUGUCUGUCUUUUUUUAAUAUUUAAAAUGAGAUGGUGUUAAUAUGUAAAUUGGACCAAAGGAUAUACUAAACUGCACUGAACUGCAAGAAUCUAUUGUUCCCAAUAUUGUGUAGGAAUACAGUACUGUAGCUGCAAGAAAAGUGAUCAAGUGACAGUGAAAUCCAGUAAUUGUUAUAAAAUAGUUUCUUGGAGCAAAUUUUGAAGUAAACGUAUUCAUAACUUAUAUUAUGAAGUGUUCAUAACUUCUAUCACAGGGCAACAAAAAUAGGUUGCUAUGAAAAACAGCUUGACUUCUCAGUUCUACCAUUUUUAGCCAACUUAUUUUGCACGUGUCAUCACUGGCAUGGUGAAUUUGAAUUUGAAUUGUCCAUCAAGUUGUCAACACUAUUUUUUAAAAAAAUCUUUUUUCUUAUGGUCUGAGUUUACUUUAAUGUUACCAAAAACACACUAGAAAUGUUAAGGAAAGGCUGAUUAAAUUGAUAAAUACGUCAAUAUUUUAUCUGGAAUUUAACUCUUACCUUUGUAAAUGGAAAAAAAUGUCCUUCUAAAUAAACAUUAUAUUGAAACUGUUUCAAGAAAUAAUACAUGCACAAGCACUAUUGUAAGUUUUUGGAAUUCUUCUAUUGAUAGGCAUGCUUCAAUUUUAUUACUUAAAGUAAGACUUACUAGAGUUUUCCUUAAUAGUGUAAUCUGGACCUGUGAAGACCAAAAUUCAGUCUAUUUGCAGUCACUGGAUCAUAAUCAUACAUUCAUUAUAAUUAACAUUAUUUACAAUAAAAUAUACAUUUCCACUUUAUAAAACCAUUUUAUAAAACACAAAGUUUUCUUGUUUUGCCAAAAUUUGCCAAAUUCCCUUAAAACAAAUUUUACAUGCAUUGAAGCCUUCUGGAUUAUUCCUGGUUUUCAUCUUUCCAAUGCUAGUCUGGAGAACUGACAUUGAACAUUCAGUCUAGAUGGUUAUGUCAGAUUUGUCAGCACACAGUAAUUGGAGUGGUAAUGUAGAACCAUUAACUUCCAACUUUGUGGGGGGGGGGAGAGAUAAGCUGAUUAGGAAGCUUUUUCUCCGGUUAGCACUGAAUUUAUGUCAGACCUAAGAAGAUGAAUGCACAAACAAUGCUUAAACAGCCCCAUAAUGAAUCUAUGCAAUUCUGGAUAGAAUCAUGGGCAUGCAUAGCCUGUUACAUUCCCAAAAAACUUUUAAAAGCUUGAAAUUUUCAGUGUUUGAAAUUCAAAUGUCUAGGUCAAAAAAAAAAAAAACCCUUAUACCUACAGUGUCUAAUAUUUUUUCAAGGGGGACAAUUAGAAUAGCAAUAUAAGGCAGUCUGGAGGAUACUUUGAAUAGAGUGGUAAAUCUUAUGGGAAGGCACUUUUAUAUUCUCUCAUGUUUGUAUAAUUAUGAACCAAGCAGGGGGAAAACAGUUUUAGUAUAGGUAAAGAAUUAAAUCAGUAUGGAGAGAAGGCAUCCAGUUAACUGCAUAUUGUAUGCCAUCAUAAUGUAAACAUUUUAUAGGCUCUAUUUAUCUUUGCCGGUAAUUUACUGAUUGAUAACAGCCCAGAUUUGACAACUGCAUGGACUUCCAUCAGUAUGGUCUCUAUAGCAUAUUGUGGGCUACAUUCGAUUAUAAGUUUACAUAGAAUUUGUUUUUAUUUCCUUUGUUAAAUCAUUUUUAAUGUAUUGUUAUUAUUUAUUUUGCACAUUUUUUAAAAAAAAAUCAUCUCGGUGAUGAAACCGGCUUUUUGUCAAUGCAGGAAUUUUUUGUUUUUUUACAUGCCAAAAAAUAAAACUCUCAAGUCAUUUCAUCAACUUGAUACAUUCAGAAACUAAAACCUAAUUUCUGUUUCUACUAUUAAGUAAAUUUAAGUUAGGUGUUGUUUUCUUAGGAUAAUUAGAAGCAAAUGUGCUUAUACUGAAAAUAAAUGUGAUUGUAUUAAAAAAUGUCCUCCUGGAAAAUUGAUGUAGUAGUCAAUUAUAGUGUUAGAUAUUUAUGUACAUAAAUUAUACAGUAAUUCAGGUUAAUAUUUCAUAUUAAAAUGUAUUUGUAAAAAGUAGCAAGAUCAAUAGUUUCAUUAUCAUCUUUUUAAAGUUCUGCAAAGAAUAAAAAAUCAGAAGUUAUUAGACCUAAGAUAGUCAUACCUGCAAGAUCAGUCUCAUUCUGUGGCUAGCAACAUGUUGUACAUUAAUGUGAAAAUAUUCAACAAAAUUGGCUCUCUAAAUGAGUGAACCUAAAACACAUUUAAUUUUAAAAUGAAGGUACUUUGCUCCAUUGUUAUAUUUCACAAACAUUGUUUUUGUCAUUUAAAGUUUUAGCCAUUAAUUAAAAUAUACUUUUGUAUCAAUGAUAGACAACCUUAAGGUGGUAUAUAAUUCCCAUACCUAUUUUUGCAACCAUCUAGAAGGACCCCUCCUUUUGAAAUUCACUUUUGCUAAUCUACCAAGUUAAGUUUUAAAAUAAAUGUGUUAAUGCUUUGGGAGGUUCUUGUACUACUACUGCAUUACUUCCUCCCAGGACUACUAUCCUCCCCAUUUGAAAAAGGGCUGAACAUUUCUUCUCACAGACUCUGCUGUUGUCCCUGCACAACUAUCACAUUCCCUGUGGCCCUCCGAUGCCAGAAAACAGAUACAGCUCUUAGUGAAAGGGGAAGAUAGCUUUAAUGAGUUACCGGUAUAUAUGAAAGCAUAUCUUGAAUGCAUAUGUUAGCUAUCAUGACUGUUAGGUCUCAUUGCCAUAAUUUACCAUAAGAUGGCCAUUGCAACAAUUGACCUUACUGGUUUCAAGUAGCUUCAAACUCAUCAUAAUGCACAAAACUACAUGAAGUGUGUGGCUGAUUCAGCUUUUUCUUUGCCUUAGAUCCAGUAGGGCCAAGAUUUCUGCCUGUGGUUACUAAACAAAUAGUGUGAUUCUGCAUCUACAUUUCUUAUUUAAAGUGGACAUGGACCAUUUACCUGGACCUCUAAAUGAUCUCUAUGGAUUAUGUGCAGAAGUGAUCCCCUUCUGUUUUUCAUGACUUACACUCUGUGCAUAGGCUAAAAUGUCACCAUGAUUUUAUUUUACCUGCAUAGUAUAUAGAAGGCAAGUUAUACGAGGAGGGUUUGCACACACAUAUUAAAUACAAACUGAGGCAUAGCUGUACCUCGGCAAACAUAUCACAUGUGCAAAUAACCUAUGUGUUUUUAUGUUGUGCGCGUAUAUAUACUUGCAUACCAUAGCUUUUCUAAGUUUCAUCUGUCCUAUUUAGAGAUUGCCUCUUGUGGAACCUUAGCUUUAAUUCUUCCUUCCUUCCUUCCUUCCUUCCUUCCUUCCUUCCUUCCUUCCUUCCUUCCUUCCUUCCUUCCUUCUUUUCUUUCCUUUCCUUUCCUUCCUUCCUCCCUCCUUCCUUCCCUCCCUUCCUCCCUUCUUUCCUUCCUUCUGGCAGAAGUGCCUAAUAAAAUAUUAACAUAUUAAAGGCCCAUAAGGAAUCAGCCAUUUAAACGGAAGAUUUCAUGGCUCAACUUACUGUAUAUAUGCCUUAACAAAAUGUUUUACACAAUGCUGGCCAUGGGUUUUGAUCAUUACUUCAGAAAGAUGACUGACUAUGAAGAAUGUAAUUAUAUUCUGUGGCCUGAUAAUGUGUGCAGUUUCUUGUAGAAAAACUUUGUUGUUCAGCGUUGUCAUAUUUUGCUUUGCUUGGUUCAGAAUUAUUUUGUUUUUCUUAUAUCUGUAUUGUAAAUAUUCAUUUUGCUAAAAGUAUAUUUAGCCAUAUGCUGCAGGCACAUUAUUAAGUUGUUUCAGCCAUAUACUCUCUCAAAAGUUAAAAACACUGUAGUUAUAAUUGUUCCCAGGACCUACAUCACAUUGCUGAAAGUUGAGAAUGCAAAUUGCAGUCCCUCUCUUAGCCUAGGACUAUCUGGACUCAUCGAUUGAGAUGCUGGUUGUAUACAAUUUAUAUUUUGGCAACAUUAGAAUUUAUUAUAUGCAAUAUUUUGGUUUUCAUUGUACUGUAUGUAAUUCAUAUCAAAUUGUACAGUUACGAUUCAGUUUUCAUAAUAAAUAUUUUAUUAAAUAUGUGAAUGUUGAAUUUUA